GGCGUCUACACCGUUUCUCGCAUGCCGCUGUGAGACGCACAGCCCUACUGUCUACAGUCAGUCGAAGUGUGUGCGUGUGUUUGUGCGACUGUAUCCAAUUCCGUCACCGUCCCACGUUGACUAUUUACGCUAAAAGCGCGACACUUUCGUCAGCUUAAAAAAAAAAAAUUGAACCCGUGGAUGUAAACAAAUAGUAAAGCUACAUCCCCGCGGUUUACUGAGAUUCUGGAUGUACUGGGGAUAAACGCGCGCGGCUGGUAAAACAUUGGGGUUCGGCCAUCAUUAUUUAAUGUGAUAGUGCUUUCAGGAUCAGCAAUAAUAACUCGGUGACCAAAGAAAGACUCGUGGUUCCAGACCAAUCCUGUGGUCAAAUCCAUGAGCACAGAGGUACAAAGCAAACAAGCAGUCAGAUUAACCGGUUGAAAAAUGGAAGUCGCUGUGCCAGAAGAGCCUCAGAAGAAGAUUUUCCGGGCUCGGAAAACGAUGAAGAUAAGCGACCGUCAGCAGUUGGAAGUUCUUCACAGCACUUUGGCAGCAGUUUCCUCCACCUCUUCUGCUUCCUCUUCCUCACGGCCCCAGACGCCACUGGUGAAUGGAACGCACACAGAGGAUGGACAGAAGGGGAAAGAGAAGGAAAAAGAGAAGGACCGCAAAGAGACGCGGUCAAAGUCUCCGACCUCUCCCUCAGUAGGUUCUUCCCCCCUCCCGUCACUUUCUCUCUCUCUCUCGCGUUCGCCCUCACCAGCUGUUGCCCAAAGUCAAAACCCAUCACCCUUGCCUUCUGUGAAGAGAGGGUCAGAGAAGGGGAAAGCAGAGGAGAAGAAAGGAGAGAGAGAGAAGAAAAAUGAAAAGAAGCCGGAGGAAGCCAAGGCUAACAAAUCGGAAAACUCUACAUCCAUACAUGGUGGAUCUCCUUUGGCAUCCAACAAAAAGGGCGACCCGAAAAAAACCACGGCCCAAGCGUUAAACAAGGAGAUGGCUGCCAUAGACACAGAUGCCUCGCUUGAGAACGGUUCUACAGAGGAGAAGGAGGAGAAAGGCAGUAAGGACUCCUCCUCCACAUCUUCUGGCUCUCCAGCUGGCAGUAUGGAGUGUGACCCGGAAGUGAAAGAGGGCUUCCUUUGCCUCAGUGAAGAUGAGAGCCAAGGAGAGCGGGAUGAGACGAAAGAGAGGAGCGAGGACAAGACUGAUAUGGAUGUUAAGAAAGAGGAGAAAAAAGAGACCGAAAAGGGGUGCAAAGCUGCAGAUGGUACAGGUAACGGCAGUCAUGCGGGGAAGAAGAGGUCAUUUUCGCCAGAAGUGGGCAGCGAUGUUCGGAAGGAUGGUGGGAGUAAGGAAGGGAGAGAUGGGAAGAGAGCAAGGGUAGAGGGAGUGGAGCUGGAGGCCCAGUUGGAGCUAAAGAUCACAGCCAACACAGGCAGCCGCCUGAAACUAGAGAAGGUGGUGCAGCAGCUGGUGGAGGAGCGCCUGCGUAUUUUGCAACUGACUGUGUUCGACCGUGGUCUGCAGGAGCUCAAGGAGAGAGUGGAGAAAAUCGACACAGUUACCAAGCAGCAGAAUGCUCUCCAGCACAUUAGCACACUACAGGCAAAGAUUACACGACUGACCAAGAAGUUUGGAGCUGCUAACCAGGCCACUGAAAAUUCCAAAAAGAUUCAAGAGCAGGCCACUGCUAAUAAGGCUACUGCCACAACCAACACUACCCCAACAACUCAACGAACUGUAAGAACCACACUGGACCCCAGGCAGCCUAGUGCACCUCCCAGUCAGACCAGUUCCACUGCUACCCCAGCUCAGCCCAAGCCUCUCUCCACUCCGACCACGCCAACCUCCUCUGCCUUGGCUGCCUCUGCGCCUAUUCUCCAGAUCAUCUCCACAACCACAAGCUCCACCCCUUCCUCCUCCACUGCCUCUCUGACUGGUCAGGCCCAGCCGGGCACUCUGCUGCUACAGACCCGCCCCAGCACAGGUGUCAUGACGACCAACACAGCGACAUCAGGCGGUCAGCCUGUAUCUAUUCAGCCCUUGCUGAUUCAGCUACCGCUGACCAUGGCUAACGGACAAGGAGGGACAUUAGCGGGGGGUGUUGGCCUGAUACCCAUGCCAGUUAACAGUAUUAACAAGGCCAAGACCACAACAGCUACGACAGCCUUCAUACUGCAGAAGACGGCCAACGUUGCUUCUUCCUCUUCGGGGUCCUCCUUGUCGACGACGGCCCCGCAGGUGUCGCUGGCCAGGGCUGUGUACCAGGGUGGGACGGGGACCGUGAGUUCACCCAGCGCCGCCGUUUCUGUGACCUCAGCGCGCGCACCAACACAGUGUGCCACCGUCGUGGGAGUGGCCACAGCCUCGUCGUCCCCGGCGACCAUGCUCCCUGCAGCGACGGGGUCAUCAUCUGCGGCAGGCGGGCCUGGUGCACCCUCUGCAUCUGCUAUGACUUCUAAGACAGAUAAUCAAGCCUCUAAUUCUGCUUCUGCCAAAUCACCUGCUCAGCCUGCGCGACCCAAGGGCUCAGUCAUAGACCUAACUGAGGAUGAUGACGAUGUGCAAGUGACCGGCGUGCAGAAGGCUACUGUUCCAUCCAUUGCCUCAACCCAGCGACCCCCAGGUCCACCCCCUCCAUUAGUCAGCUCUUCCUCUAUUGGUCGCUCUGGGACACAGCAUCGAUCAACAGUGGACUCGCCCACCAAAUCUCAUCUGGGGUCCUUUUCAGCGGCUCCUCUUCCCCCAUUACCAUUAACUCCCACUCCCCCAGCCCGGCUGCCUGCAGAUGCUGCCCACACCUCUCCUCCCCAGCAACCUCAGCUGAAGUUGGCCCGUGUCCAGAGCCAAAAUGGUAUUGUCCUGUCCUGGUGCGUGGCUGAAACAGACCGUAGCUGUGCUGCUGUGGACAGCUACCACCUGUACGCUUACCACCAGGACCACCAGGGGGCGGCAGGUGGCAGCACCUUAGCACAGUCUCUGUGGAAGAAGAUUGGCGAGGUCAAGGCACUCCCGUUACCAAUGGCAUGCACACUGACCCAGUUUGUGUCGGGCUCGACGUACUACUUCGCGGUGAGGGCGAAAGACGUGUACGGACGCUUCGGACCAUUUUGCGAGCCGCAGUGUACAGAUGUCGUCAACCCUCCGUCCUAAGGCACAUCCUGAUCUGGAGGCAUAGUGCGGUUGGCUAGCAAAUGAAAUAAUGGCAUAAUCGACAUAAUAUUCAAACUGUGGAAUGGACUGAACUUAAUUACACAUCAGACUACUGUUUAGUUAUGAUAUUUGUGAAAUUGGGAUUACCACAGAAUCUGAAUAAGAUAUUUAAAAUGCAUAUUGACAUAUCUCAGACAUGCACACAUGCGCAUGAGCAUGCGCACGCACACACGCACACACAAACACACGUGCACACAUCCACUACAGUUAAAGACACUCUAUUCAAAUUAACAUUUUAAGGAGAAAAGGAACUGGCACCAAAAUGAAUUGUGCCUAAAACUGUACUUUCCAUGUGUAGAACUGUACAGAGUCAAGUGUUGAAUCGAGAGGUCAGAUAUUUAUGUUUGUUCCAUUCGAAAUCUUUCUUUUUUAAGACAUUUUUUGUUUGUUUUUUUUUUAAAUAUAAAAAGGCAUUUGGUACAUUGCACACAUGCUCCAUAGUAUCACCUGGUCUUAAGCUACACAAGACAAUGGUAGCAUUAAUGCUCUUGUAAUGUCCUGUCUGGUAACCAGACACCCCAAGAACUACAAAUAAAGGUAUUGAUUUAAAAAGAAUA
Molecule: messenger RNA, 3752 nt
Organism: Electrophorus electricus (electric eel)
Lineage: Eukaryota; Metazoa; Chordata; Actinopteri; Gymnotiformes; Gymnotidae
Gene: atf7ip
Product: activating transcription factor 7 interacting protein
Biological process (GO): regulation of DNA-templated transcription
Cellular component (GO): nucleus; transcription regulator complex
Molecular function (GO): protein binding; transcription coregulator activity
Source: RefSeq, a predicted model, not a curated record